AUGUCAAAUUCGGAAGAACGCCUUAACGAAUUAGAGGUCAUAAAAACUAAACUUGAUAUUUCAAUUGACUUGGUUUCCUCUGUAGUGGACUCCUGGUUACCACCACUUGAUCCUGGUGAACAAGAGAAAGAAAAGGAGGAAGAACGAAGGCGAGAAAAUCAACUAACAAAGUCGAUGCAAGAGCUACAUGCAACGAGGGUUGGUGGAACUGGUAGCGUUAAAUAUAGGUCAACUUCCGAAAAGAAACUAAAACGUAAAUUAAUACAAAGAAAUAUAUAUUAUGAAGAUGACAAUUUGAAUAAUAACAACGGAAAUAAACAGAUAACAAGGGAAAAUAAAUCUGAGGAUGAAGAUGAUAGUAAAACUUUUGCUACAUGUAAAAAAUCAAAAUUAGAUUCGGCUACUAAUUAUGAUGAAAAAACAUCAAUUUUAAAAAAUGAUUUUUUGUCAUUGAUAAUUGGGGACAUUAGUAUUCAAUUGUUAGAGGGAUUUAUUGAAGACUCGGCGAAAGCAUUUGCUAAGGACGUUUUCAUUAAUCAAGAUCAAAAGUUAUGGAUCGAAGACGAUCAGAUGCCGUCGUAG
Messenger RNA from Cetraspora pellucida, 582 nucleotides. The record is from the annotation of a GenBank genome assembly. Lineage: Eukaryota; Fungi; Glomeromycota; Glomeromycetes; Diversisporales; Gigasporaceae.